This is a messenger RNA of Diversispora eburnea, 1326 nucleotides long. NCBI's taxonomy places the organism in Eukaryota, Fungi, Glomeromycota, Glomeromycetes, Diversisporales, Diversisporaceae. The record is from the annotation of a GenBank genome assembly.
AUGAGUUACGAAAAAAGAAGUAAUGAACAAAUUGAACAAACGGUGAUAAAGAGACCUCGAGUUGGAACCAGUUCAAGUUCUCUAUACUUGGAUACGAUAAAUCGUCAUAUGUUAGAUUUUGAUUUCGAAAAAGUAUGUUCGGUUUCUUUAUCAAAUUUAAAUGUAUAUGCAUGCUUGGUAUGCGGGAAGUAUUUUCAAGGUCGUGGACGUAGUUCACAUGCUUAUUUUCAUAGUUUGCAUGAAGACCAUCAUGUUUUUAUUCAUUUACACGAACUUACGGUAUAUGUCUUACCUGAUGGAUAUGAAGUUAAAGAUUCUUCUUUAGAUGACAUCAGGGUAAAACAAGUUGCUCGAUUGGAUCAGAAUAUAAAACAUUCAUAUGAUUUAAAUAAUAAAAAAUAUUUACCAGGAUUUGUAGAUUAUUUCAUUUUACAAAAUUUUGAUAAAAAGUCACAAUUAGUACAACGAUUUAGUACUUUGGUUCGAAAAAUUUGGAAUCCCAGAGCUUUUAAAGGACAAGUCAGUCCUCAUGAAUUACUGCAAGAAAUUUCCAAUGCUAGUAAUAAAGUAUUUAAACUUGCGGAACAAAGUGAUCCAAUAGAAUUUUUGUGUUGGUUUUUAAAUUCUUUACAUAAAGAUUUGGGUGGGACUAAAAAAAGAAAUAGCAGUAUAAUUCAUAAUAUAUUUCAAGGAGAGGUUAAAGUUGAAUCUCAACCAUUAAUCGUCAAAUCAGAUGCUGAUGAAAAAGAUCGAUUGUUGUUUGAUCUUAAUCGAGAAAUCGAGACAAUCCGAACACCAUUUCUUUUAUUGAGCUUGGAUUUACCUCCACCUCCAUUAUUCAAAGAUGAAGUUGAAAAAAAUAUUAUUCCACAAAUUGCUUUAACCACAAUACUUGCAAAAUAUGAUGGUCGUACUCCUCAGGAAUCAGCGGGUACCUUAAAAAGAUCACAAUUAAUUCGGUUACCAAAUUAUCUUAUCUUUCAUAUCAAACGAUUUACUAAAAAUAAUUGGGCCGAAGAGAAAAAUCCUACAAUUGUUAAUUUUCCUAUUAAGAAUUUGGACAUGAGAGAUUACAUAGAGAAUGUAGAUGAAGAAAAGCUCAGUACUCAUUAUGAUCUUAUUGCGAAUGUUUGUCAUGAAGGUAAACCGGGUAAAGGGAAAGGGAUUUAUAAAGUACAUAUUCAACAUCGUGGUUCUAAAGACCAAUGGUUUCAAAUUCAAGAUUUGAUUGUUGAGGAAAUUAAUGCUCAUAUGAUAUUUUUAUCUGAAAGCUAUAUUCAAAUUUGGGAAAGAAAACAACAAAAUAUGAAAAUGGAAAUAGAUUAA